Anoplopoma fimbria (sablefish) is the source of this 4126-nucleotide messenger RNA. RefSeq names its product exostosin glycosyltransferase 2 (gene ext2). Gene Ontology annotation, molecular function: glycosyltransferase activity. The coding region runs from base 191 to 2350 and encodes 719 amino acids. Gene Ontology annotation, cellular component: membrane. The record is from RefSeq and is a predicted model, not a curated record. NCBI's taxonomy places the organism in Eukaryota, Metazoa, Chordata, Actinopteri, Perciformes, Anoplopomatidae. The transcript has 15 exons.
GUGAGAAGCGAAGAAGAGUGACUUCCUAACGUUAGCUUGAUGCUAAGGCUAGCAUUAGCACUGUGUUUCUGUCCGCUGCCAUGAAUUAAGACCUCUAUAACCCCGUUCCGUAAGGCUCCUCGUGUGACGUCAGACUGCACUAGUGUGACGUCAGACUGCCAUCGAUCAGGAGGAGAUCCGUCUGUCAGCGAUGUACGCCUCAGGGAAAUACAGCUCGCGGGGCCCCGCUCUGAUCCCGCGGAUGAAGACCAAGCACCGCAUAUACUACAUCACGCUGUUCUCCGUGGUGCUGCUCGGACUCAUCGCCACCGGGAUGUUUCAGUUCUGGCCCCACUCCAUUGAGUCGGCCGCGGACUGGAGCCUGGACAAGCGCAGCGUCCACGACGCUCCUCUGGUCCGCCUCCCUGUCUCCAGCCCCAUCCCUGAGAGGGGCGACCUCAGCUGCCGCAUGCACACCUGUUUUGACGUGUACAGGUGUGGUUACAAUCCUAAAAACAGAAUCAAGGUGUACAUCUACCCCCUGCAGAAGUUUGUGGAUGAAUUGGGGGUUCCCAUCAGCAGCACUGGACUGUCUCGAGAGUACAAUGACCUGCUCAGCGCCAUCUCCGACAGUGACUUUUACACUGACGACGUCACCAGGGCUUGUCUUUUCAUCCCAUCUAUUGAUGUGCUGAACCAGAACUCCCUGCGUAUCAGAGAGACUGCCCAGGCUCUGUCAAUGCUACCCAGAUGGGACAAAGGGAUGAAUCACCUACUUUUCAACAUGCUCCCCGGAGGCCCUCCAGACUACAACACUGCUUUGGAUGUGCCCAGAGACAGAGCGCUGCUGGCUGGAGGCGGUUUCUCUACAUGGACCUACAGACAAGGUUAUGAUGUCAGCAUUCCAGUUUACAGCCCCCUCUCUGCAGAUGUUGAGCUGCCUGAGAGACAACCAGGGCCACGGCGCUACUUCAUUCUGUCUUCUCAAACUGCUAUCCACCGAGAGUACCGUGCUGAACUGGAGCGCUUGAAGGAAGAAAAUGGAGAAGCACUGCUCCUCCUGGACAAGUGUAGCAACCUCUCUCAGGGGGCCGCCUCUGCACGAAAACGAUGCUGCAAGGGGCAGGUGUAUGACUACCCACAGAUCCUGCAGGAGUCUUCAUUCUGCGUGGUUUUGCGGGGGGCCCGUUUGGGACAGGCUGCCCUUAGUGAUGUGCUGCAAGCGGGCUGUGUCCCCGUCAUCCUUGCUGACUCCUACAUUCUGCCGUUCUCUGAAGUACUCGACUGGAAAAGGGCGUCCGUGGUUAUUCCAGAGGAUAAGCUAUCAGAGAUGUACACCAUCCUAAAGAGUAUUCCUCACAGACAAGUCGAAGAGAUGCAAAGACAGGCACACUGGUUCUGGGAGGCCUACUUCAGCUCCAUGAAGGCAAUUGGCUUGACAACGCUCCAGAUCAUCAAUGACCGCAUCUACCCCUAUGCUGCACGGACUUAUGAGCAGUGGAACAAUCCACCUGUGGUGAAGUGGUCCAGUGUGAACAGCCCUCUGUUUUUGCCACUUAUCCCACCGAGAGCACCUGGGUUCACUGCAGUGGUGCUGACCUACGAUCGCGUUGAGAGUCUUUUCCGGGUCAUCACAGAAAUCUCUAAGGUGCCUAGCUUGGCUAAGCUGCUGGUGGUGUGGAAUAACCAGAACAAGAGUCCUCCUGAGGAGACUCUUUGGCCAAAGAUCGGUGUUCCUCUCAAAGUGGUGCGAACCAAAGAGAACAAGCUGAGUAACCGCUUCUUCCCCUACGACGAGAUCGAGACAGAAGCUGUGCUAGCAAUCGAUGAUGACAUCAUCAUGCUUACUUCUGAUGAACUGCAGUUUGGCUACGAGGUAUGGAGGGAGUUCCCAGACAGGCUGGUGGGCUACCCAGGCCGGCUGCAUCUUUGGGACCAUGAAAUGGGGAAGUGGAAGUACGAAUCAGAGUGGACCAACGAGGUCUCCAUGGUUCUUACUGGAGCCGCCUUCUACCACAAGUACUUCAACUAUUUGUACACAUACAAGAUGCCUGGGGACAUCAAGAACUGGGUGGACGCUCACAUGAACUGUGAAGAUAUCGCCAUGAACUUCCUGGUGGCUAACAUCACGGGCAAAGCUCCUAUAAAGGUGACCCCCAGGAAGAAGUUCAAGUGCCCUGAGUGCACUGCCAUUGAUGGACUGUCCCUGGAUCAGACGCACAUGGUGGAGAGAUCUGAGUGCAUCAACAAGUUUGCAUCAGUUUUUGGUACGAUGCCUCUGAAGGUGGUGGAACACCGUGCAGACCCCGUGCUCUAUAAAGACGAUUUUCCAGAGAAGCUCAAGAGCUUCCCCAACAUCGGCAGCCUCUGACCAGCCUGUGACAGAUGUUUGUACCCCGUCACUACUCUGCAACAUGUGUCAACAACAAUUUAAUUUGAAAGGCGAACAACAGAGGUCACUGCAAACUGGUGAUACGAAUGAUUUGUUUGGCUGAAAGUGAAAGAUAUUUUAAACAUUUACCAAUAUGAAUGCACACACUAAUGUUACAUGAAUAGCUGUUUGAGGUUCAGCCUGAGUCUGAUGUUUUGAUGGACAGGCUGACUGAUUGGAGGAUUGUGGUUUCUCACUGUUACUGUUUUGGAGCUGGAAGCUUUGGGCUCCAGCUGCUCUGGAAUCAGUUUAUACAGUGUAUAUAUUUGUAUUUUCGCAGCAGUGCUGUAUAAUUUUCAUAAUUUAUGAUGCUCCAACCAGGAUAUUUUUUCCUUUUCAAAAGAUGACAUGGACCUGAUUAUUUUAGCUGUCCUGUAUUAAAAGUACAAAAUGUUUAAUUUCAUGAUAUAUAUGCUUCGAUGACGUAUCACUGUAGGCUUUAUCUUUUGGUUAAUUGAAUGUGAAAACAUACAGUAUACAACAAAAGAUCAUGUACAGUAAAUGUUUCACAUACCUUUUUAGUUUUAAUCAGAUUGCGAAGCUGGUACCAUAAAUCUAAUAUUUAGAAAGAUUAACUACUGACUUUAAGAGAUUGAUGAUGAGCUACUGGAACAUCUUGAAUUGUCAUUUUAUUCUGCCUGAGCAAGCUUUUUUGUUUAAUUUAAAUAUAAGAGACACAGCAGUGCUAAUUGAAGCAGCUACUAAGCCAUUUCAUGAGCUGAGUUGUGUGCAUGAACACUGCAUAAGCAUAGGAGUAAUUAUUCCCAAAUCCACACUUUUCAAAACAAUUUGUAUAAACUGCAAUGCUUUGUUUUUCAUUUUCAAUUAUUCCUGUUGUGUGUGUGUGUGUGUAUAUUUUUGUCUGUUAUCCCUAGUUGUCCGAGCUCCAGUAUUUAAUCAGGCUUUAACAUUGAAAGAAAUGCAGUCUUUAAGAUGUUAACCUCCCCCUGUGUUGGUUUUAUUUGCCUUUUUUAUUAUUAUUUUCAUAAGGUCAGUGAAAUUGUUUUAAAUUUUUUGACUGCUUUUAUGUAUCUAAGUGUAUAUAUGACUUUUUAAUACAUAAGUAAAGACCACACUAAUAUGUCUCACAGUAUCCAUUUCCCUUUUCUCAAUCUGUGUGUGUGUAAUGUGGGUAGAAGAAGAAGUAGGACAUUUUCCUGCAGCAGACCUUCCGUGACACGGACGAUGCGCUGUUCCACUCCAGCCCGUCACCUGUUGUUAAUAUACACGGCCUAAUCCACCCUGUUCAAUGUCAGCAGUUCAAAAGGGCGCAGUUCGUAUUUUUGUCAACUUCAAUUAGUGUGAUACUCUUGCGGGUUGUGCGAUCUCAUUUCAGCACUCGUGUCUCUUCAAAGGGACUGAAAUGUUUGGUGAUUUCAGAAUGUGACUAAAGGGUGACACAAUAUUUUGGCAGGUUGUUGCAAUGCAAUAAAAUGCUGCAGAUUCAUUGGGUUUUUUUAACAACAGCAGACAACGUAUUUAACAAGUGUGUUUAGCUGAUGACUUCAAAGGUUUUUCUUUAGACUCGGAGGGACUUGAGUGAUCUCUACUAACAGGAGAAUAGCUGUCUUGAUUUUUCACUGUGUGUAAACAGCUAGAGGAAACCUACAUUACCUUCUACCCUCUAUAGACCGUUUCAACAGAAUUCCAUUGCUAGGCAACAGCUUGGGUCCAUGUUUAUUUCCUGUCUGCUUAUGUUAUUCACAUACACAACAA